Acanthosepion pharaonis is the source of this 807-nucleotide messenger RNA. NCBI's taxonomy places the organism in Eukaryota, Metazoa, Mollusca, Cephalopoda, Sepiida, Sepiidae. The record is from the annotation of a GenBank genome assembly.
AUGAUAUCCGACAGAAUUGAAGUCAUAGGGAUAGACUUUCAGAUGGUCAAGCGAGAAAGAAAAAAUCUAAAGUAUAUUCAUAUCUAUCUAUCUAUCUAUCUAUCUAUCUAUCUAUCUAUCUAUCUAUCUCAGUUUCAUCAUAGAUCUCUCAAGUUCUUCAUAUCUAUGUAUCUAUUUCAUUUUGUUCAUAUCUAUCUAUCUAUUUGUCUCAGUUCAUUCAUAUUUAACUAUCUUUCUGGCUUGUUAAUAUCUAUCUAUCUAUCUAUCUAUCGUUCUUUGUUUUUCAUAUCUAUCUAUCUAUCUAUCUAUCUCAGCUGGUUUGUAUCUAUCUAUCUAUCUAUCUAUCUAUCUAUCUAUCUAUCUAUCUAUCGUAGUUUGUUCAUAUCUCCCUAUUUCAGUUUGUUCAUAUCUAUCUAUCUCAUUUGUUCAUAUCUAUCUCCCUAUCUAUUUAUCUAUAUAUUUCAGUUUGUUCGUAUCUAUCUAUCUCUCUAUCUAUCUCAAUUCAUAUCUCCCUAUUUAUAUCAGUAUGUUCAUAUCUAUCCAUCUUGCAUAUUCGUUUCUAUCUAUCUUGGUAUAUUUCUCUCUAUCUCAGUUUGUUUCUAUCUAUCUAUCUAUCUAUCUAUCUAUCUAUCUAUCUAUCUAUCUAUCUAUCUCAAAUUAUUCAUAUUUAUCGCAGUUUCUUCAUAUCUAUCAGUCAAUCUAUUUAUCUAUCUCAGUUGCUUCAAAUUUACCUAUCUCUUUUCAUAUCUAUCUAUCUACCUCUGUUUGUUAAUAUCUGAUUAUCUCUGUUCUUAUCUAUCUAUCUAA